Molecule: messenger RNA, 2639 nt
Organism: Candoia aspera
Lineage: Eukaryota; Metazoa; Chordata; Lepidosauria; Squamata; Candoiidae
Product: retina-specific copper amine oxidase-like
Exons: 4
Coding region: 49-2319 (756 amino acids)
Biological process (GO): amine metabolic process
Cellular component (GO): plasma membrane
Molecular function (GO): primary methylamine oxidase activity; copper ion binding; quinone binding
Source: RefSeq, a predicted model, not a curated record
GCCUUCAUUUAAACAGCUGGUGGGGCUCCAAGCCAUAGUUUUGCAGCAAUGAACCCAAAAGCCCUCCUUGUUCUUCUUGUACUUGCUUUGGUUACGAUUUUUGCCUUGGUGUGCGUGUUGGUGACCAGGAGGGAGAAGUCUACUCAUUGUGGUGCCAAGGCACAGGCUUCCUUGGAUGGUAGUCACAAGAACAGGAGCAUGAUAUUUGCUGCCCUGUCAGCAGAAGAGAUGGUACAGGUGAUGAAAUACCUGCAGUCCAACCUAAGGUUGCCCUUGGGAGAUGCUUAUCACGCUGACUCUUCCAAGAACUUUAUUUAUUAUGUUGAGGUCAAUCUCCCCCGCAAAGAAGAGGUGCUGAAAUUCCUUGAUCAUGGUUGGCCAUGGCCUCCUCGACAAGCAUUGGCUGUGGUGUACUUUGGAAAUCAACCAGAACCAAAUAUCACAGAAUAUGUUGUAGGGCCGUUGCCAGUGCCAACGUAUCAUCAGGAUGUGACAAUGCAAAAAUAUGGAAGGAAAUUAUCCUAUCAUGGCAGGACUCUGAUGCUCAGUGAAUUUGAGGGGAUUAGGAGAUUCCUAGUGGAGAAGAGAUUUCUUGAGGCACCCACUUUUCUGACUCAAGUAUUUGGACAUAGUGGAAACAAUUUUGAAGGCAUUAUCGCAGUACCUGGGGGAUUUCAGUCUGGAGAUCGCUGUUCCUGGGUUACCUUGUUUCAGAAUGUAAGUGGCUUGUUCUUACAUCCAUUGGGACUAGAGGUGCUUGUUAACCACAGCAGUCUGAAUGUCUCUCACUGGAGAGUGCCAAAAGUAUUCUAUAAUGGCCAAUAUUAUAACAGUUUGGCAGAGCUGGAAAAAGAAUUCAAAGCAAAGCGGGUGACUAUAACGAAGGUUAAGCCAGUUUCUUCUGAGGGGGGCUUUUCUUCACUUCAUCCAAGGACACCCCCUCUAAGACCUGGACCCUUCCAUCAUGAGCCCUUUGGGCCACGCUACAAUGUGAGAAACAACCAAGUGACUUCCCCAACCUGGGGUUUUGCCUUUCGGAUGGACGUGCACAGGGGACUCCAUAUCUAUGAUAUCCGAUUUAAGGAUCAAAGGAUUGUAUAUGAACUCAGUGUGCAGGAUGCCAUAUCUAUCUAUGGUUCCAAUAGUCCUGGUGGAAUGUUAACCCGAUAUAUGGAUGCAAGUUUUGGAAUGGGAAGGUUCUCACAUUCAUUAGUCCGUGGAGUUGAUUGCCCUUACUCUGCCACCUAUCUUGAUGCUGUCUAUUUAAUUGAAACCAUCCAACCAGAGGUACAGAAGAACUCAAUGUGUGUCUUUGAGCAAAGUUUAGGGAUCCCUUUCCGGCGUCAUUUCUCCAAUUUUCAGUCCUUCUAUUAUGGGGGACUGGCUGGCUCUGCACUAGUUAUGCGUUCUAUAGUUACCAUUGGUAACUAUGACUAUGUCUGGGAUUUUGUUUUUCAUCCAAAUGGUGCCAUUGAAAGCAAAGUCCGAGCCACUGGAUACAUAAUCUCAUCUUUUCUCUAUGGUGAUGGGCUGGAUUAUGGUAAUAGAGUUGCAGAACACACACUUGGUACAAUCCAUACUCAUGUCAUCAACUACAAAGUUGAUUUAGAUGUUGGAGGUGUGAAAAAUUCCUUGCUUGCCAAUGAUAUGACCUUUGAGACAGUGAAGGCUCCUUGGAAUCCAGACCAUGAGAUUCAGAGAAUGAAAAUGGUGAAAAAGGUCUUAGAUACCGAAGAUAAGGCUGCCUUCCGCCUUAACGAUAAGAUGCCAAGAUACAUAUAUUUUGCAGCAAACAGCACAAACAAGUGGGGCCAUAAGCGUGGCUACCUGAUCCAGACAAUCAGCUCUGCUGGGGAUCAUCUCCCAGAUACAGAUCCAAUGGAGAGAGCCAUCAGUUGGGGCAGAUACAAGCUGGCUGUCACUAAGCGAAAGGAGGAAGAACCUUUCAGUACCAGCAUCUAUAAUCAGAAUGACCCGUGGACACCUUCUGUUGCCUUUGCAGACUUCAUAGAUAAUGAGUCCAUUGUUGAUGAGGACCUGGUUGCCUGGAUCACCACUGGAUUUCUACAUAUUCCCCAUGCUGAGGAUAUUCCUAACACUGUGACACUUGCAAAUGCAGUUGGCUUCAUUUUAAGGCCUUAUAAUUAUUUUGACAAUGACCCCUCCAUUGACUCGCCUGAUGGUGUGUUUUUCACUGACAAAGAUGACUUCACCUCCUGUGAGAUCAACCAUAUUGCUUGCCUUCCUAAAACAGCUGCCUGCGUACCCAACCUUCCACCUUUCACUUAUGAAGGUUUCCAAAAUCUGACGAAGCUCUAAUACCAUCCAGAGGCUGAGUGGCUGCUGCUGUUUGUAUUCGGGGGAAUACAGUAGUGGAAAUAGCCGAGCAUGAAAUCUGUGUGUGAGAUGGCAGUCAGUCUUGAGUUCCUUAUUGUUGACUGUGUUUGACCUAAAGUUUAGCUCUGCUUGCAUUGUGCACACUUGGAAAUUGUGUUUGCAAUUUUUUUUCUGUAUCAGACAAAUCAUUCCACCUUUGUUACCCAACUGCCUUUCCUGUUAUUUUUUUUAAUUUGAAGAUUAUAAUAAGUAUAGCCAUACAAUAUACUUAAUCCCCAUUCCAAAAGUAAUGAUGUGGUCUG